Messenger RNA from Haemonchus placei, 246 nucleotides. The record is from the annotation of a GenBank genome assembly. NCBI's taxonomy places the organism in Eukaryota, Metazoa, Nematoda, Chromadorea, Rhabditida, Trichostrongylidae.
AUGUCAAAGUUCUUCGCCGCAAUGUUAGGAAAAAACGCUGAUCGCUUUCCAAGUGUGUACGAAAAAGCCGAGCAACUUAUGAGAGCAGUCGAACGAGUCGACGUGCAGUUUGCGGAUUGGUUGGUACUUGCGCAGGUGGAUCUUGAACAACUCAUCGAAGAGAAACUUACCAAGGCAUCGGAUUGGGAAAUGCAGCUGAAAUUGCUGAAAACGAAAGGGAGGGAAGCGGAAAAGCUGCCAAAGUAA